Messenger RNA from Hipposideros armiger (great roundleaf bat), 3021 nucleotides. It is a transcript of the gene CYP4F22, whose product is annotated as cytochrome P450 family 4 subfamily F member 22. Gene Ontology annotation, cellular component: endoplasmic reticulum membrane. The coding region runs from base 6 to 1697 and encodes 563 amino acids. The transcript is spliced from 13 exons. Gene Ontology annotation, biological process: ceramide biosynthetic process. NCBI's taxonomy places the organism in Eukaryota, Metazoa, Chordata, Mammalia, Chiroptera, Hipposideridae. The record is from RefSeq and is a predicted model, not a curated record. Gene Ontology annotation, molecular function: heme binding; monooxygenase activity; oxidoreductase activity, acting on paired donors, with incorporation or reduction of molecular oxygen.
AGCCGAUGUCGUCCCAGCCACGCGUGUCCUGGUGGAAGCGCUGCAUGGAGCGCAUGUUGGCGGAGCAGCGCUCGAAAGCGGUACAGGGGGCUGCAGGCAAGAUGCUGCCCAUCACAGAACACCUGCUGCACCUCCUGGGACUGGAGAAGACCGCCUUCCGCUUGUACGCGGGCUCUGCGCUCCUCCUCUCCCUGCUCUUCGUCUUCUUCCGCCUGCUGCUGCGGUUCCUGAGGCUCUGCUGGCGCUUCUACGACACCUGCCGCCGGCUGCGCUGCUUCCCUCAGCCGCCCCGGCGCAACUGGCUGUUGGGCCACCUGGGCAUGUAUCUUCCCAAUGAAACGGGCCUCCAAGAUGAGAAGAAAGUGCUGGACAAUAUGCACCAUGUGGUCCUGGUAUGGGUUGGACCUGUCCUGCCACUGUUGGUUCUGGUACACCCUGACUACAUCAAACCCUUGCUGGGUGCCUCAGCUGCCAUUGCCCCCAAGGAUGACCUUUUCUAUGGCUUUCUGAAACCUUGGCUGGGAGAUGGGCUCCUGCUCAGCAAAGGUGACAAGUGGAGCCGGCACCGCCGCCUGCUGACACCUGCCUUCCACUUUGACAUCCUGAAGCCCUACAUGAAGAUAUUCAACCAGUGCACCAACAUCAUGCAUGCUAAAUGGCGGCGCCUGGUGGAGGGCUCAAUGGUCUCGCUUGAUAUGUUUGAGCAUGUCAGCCUCAUGACCCUGGACAGUCUUCAGAAAUGUGUCUUCAGCUACAAUAGCAACUGCCAGGAGAAGAUGAGCGAUUACAUCUCAGCCAUCAUUGAGCUGAGUGCGCUAGCGGUUCGACGCCAGUAUCGCCUGCACCACUAUAUCGACUUCAUCUACUACCUCACGGCAGAUGGGCGGCGUUUCCGACAGGCCUGUAACACUGUGCACUCCUUCACCACGGAAGUCAUCCAGGAGCGGCGGCAGGUGCUACGCCAGCAGGGGGCUGAGGCCUGGAUGAAGUCCAAGCAGGGCAAAACCUUGGAUUUCAUUGAUGUACUGCUCCUGGCCAGGGAUGAAGAUGGGAAGGAACUGACCGAUGAGGACAUCCGAGCUGAGGCGGACACCUUCAUGUUUGAGGGUCAUGACACAACGUCCAGCGGGCUCUCAUGGGUGCUGUUCAAUUUGGCCAAGUACCCCGAGUACCAGGAAAAGUGCCGGGAAGAGAUCCAGGAAGUCAUGAAAGGCCGCGAGCUGGAGGAGCUGGAGUGGGAUGACCUGACCCAGCUGCCCUUCACCACUAUGUGCAUCAAAGAAAGCCUACGCCAGUUCCCACCUGUAACCCUGGUCUCCCGUCGCUGCACAGAGGACAUUAAGCUCCCAGAUGGGCGCAUCAUCCCCAAAGGAAUCAUUUGCCUGGUCAGCAUCUAUGGGACCCACUACAACCCCACAGUGUGGCCUGACUCCAAGGUGUACAACCCCUAUCGCUUUGACCCGGACAACCCACAGCAGCGCUCACCGCUGGCCUUUGUGCCCUUCUCUGCAGGACCCAGAAACUGCAUCGGACAAAGCUUCGCUAUGGCCGAGAUGCGCGUGGCAGUGGCGCUCACGCUGCUGCGCUUCCGCCUGAGCGUGGACAGAACGCGCAAGGUGCGGCGGAAGCCCGAGCUCAUCUUGCGCACGGAGAACGGCAUCUGGCUCAACGUGGAGCCGCUGCCUCCGCGGGCCUGAGUGCAGGAGCGCCCCUGCGGAGCUGCCUCGAAGUCCAGGCUCCGUCCGCUCCUGGAGGGCCGGGCUCCUCCACCGAGCAGCUUGUAGGUGCAGGCCACGCCCCUCAAGACCGGGCCCCGCCUCCUGAGGAUCUGAUCCCGCCCCUUGAGGUCAAGGUCCCGUCCCCUGAGUGCUCAUUCCUGCCCUCUUGGUUGAAGGACCAGGCUAGGCCAAGGCCCCUCUGGCUCAGACUCCGCCCCCAGCAUUCCACGGAUUCAGGUCUUCAGGCCCCACCCACCGAGCCUUCUCAGGACCUAAGACCAGACAUCUAAGGCGUCCUGGAUUAAAGCUCGGACCCCCGCGGAUCCCGACUGGGUUCAAAAUGGAGGAUUUGGGAACUGGAGUUCGAGGUCAGAGCCUUGAGCCUGUACAUCAUCUUCCUGAGGCCCCCAGCUCAGAUGGGCGAACUUCUCAGGGAUCAGGAUACAUCCCAGGGCCGGGCUGUUUGCUUUUGUUGUUUUGUAAACUCAGACCAUCCCUCGCAAGCCCCUUCCUUCCUCCCUUGCUCAAAGGCCCUUUGCUAGGUGUUCUGAUUUUGGUAGAAUAAAAGCAAGGGAUACAGGUAUCUUCCACCAUCCACCCUCUAGCCGGACCAGAUCCUGACACCCGGAGGCCAGCAAGGAAACGAAGGGCUCUGAACAGUUGGGAGGCGGCUGAGGGAAGCUGUGGGCUAGGAGGCUGGAAAGCCAUUUGUCCUCAGACUUUACAUAAACUCAGAGUUUUGGGGACAGUUUGUGUAUUCACUUAUUUUAUCAACAGACUUAAUUGUCUGCUGACACUGGGUCAGGAGCACAGCUGGCCUGAUUCCUGCCUUUUGGGGGGGACACAUGUUGAACAAAUAAUUCUACAUAAUAAUGUUUACUUAAACCUGUGACAAGUGCUGCAAGGGAGAGGUCCUUGGUGUUGGGUGAUUAUAAGGGUGGGUGUUGGUAGCUCAGGGACACCCUCUCUGACUCUGAGUGGGAAGUAUAAUUUGCGUGGUGAUAAGGGAGAGAAGAGCAUUCCAGGCAGAAGGAACAGCAUGUGCCAAUGUCCUGAGGUGAGGGGGAGCAUGGUGUGCUUGAGGAACUCACAAGGGGCCAGGGUGGCUGGACCUGGGGGCUGGGGGCAGAAUGGAGGAAGGGUGGGCAUGGGCCAGCCAUGCAGGAACUGUGGGCCAUAUCACAGCUCAGGCCUUAUGCUAAGAGCAAUAGGGAGCUAUAGAGGGUAUGCGAGCAGGGACAAGACAGGUCAUAAUCAGAUCUGGGUUGGCAGGGAGGUGGCUUGGAAGGGGGAUGGGGGGGCU